UCCGUUUCGAGAAUAUCUUUGACGUCAAUGGUGCCAAUCUCUCUCAGACGGAUCGACCAAAAUAGGUAUGUAGAGUUACGUCGACGAUGUCGAUCGUCAACUUUAAUUGCAGUCGGAUAGUCCACAGUGAAAAGGAGAUCAAAGAAAAAGAAAAGAGAGAAAGAGAGAUCAUGGUAGAAAAAAGAGAAUGGCAUCAAAGCUGGGGAAUCCUUCGUGCACAAACAAUAUAUUUUUUUUUGUAAAAACCACGUACUGGUGCCUCUCUAUCUCUCUCUCUCUUUUGCUUCCUUUCUCUUCACUCCAAGUCCAAGCUGCUCUGCUCAUUCUGCUUUUCUUCGGCCUCCUCAAUCUUGCUUUCUCUUCCUUUUCAAGUUUUAAGGUUAUUCUUACUUACUCCUUCCACUCAAGCUAACUAGGAUUCUCUUUCUUUCCUUCUCCCUCUCAAAGGCUAUAUGUGUUUCGCUCAGAGGUGUUUAAAUAAUUAACCUUAGUUCAUGGUGCAUAUUUUGCUCCGUUCGAGGCACAAGAAGCAGAGAUGGGCUCAAGGAUUGGCUACUUCCUUAUCGUCCUUCUAUUGGGUCCUAUUGCUCUUGGUUCAGGGAAUUCCCCUGUAAAUAAGGAUACACCUGAUCAGAAAGGGAUGUUACCAUCCAGAGCUGUUCAGAGCAAGGUCGUUUCCAUCAACAACAGACGCGAAUUGGACACAUAUCCCGUGAUGACUGUUCCUGUAAUCAGUCCUUUAGAUCCUAGUACUACAAGUCCACCCAUUGUCACAAGUCCAGGGACGACCCCCACUAACACCCCGCCGACCACUCCAACAACCACUCCGACGACCACUCCAACAGCCUCAGGUGGUCAGAGAUGGUGUAUUGCGAGUCCAUCAGCAUCACAAACAGCUUUGCAAGUUGCCCUCGACUAUGCAUGUGGAUAUGGUGGUGCAGACUGUUCAGCAAUUCAGCAGGGUGGAAGCUGUUUUAAUCCCGACACUGUUCGCGAUCAUGCAUCAUAUGCUUUCAAUAACUAUUAUCAGAAGAAUCCAGUUGAUACCAGUUGUGUCUUUGGGGGAACUGCUACGCUUACGACAACUAAUCCUACAUGUUUCUUCCUGCUCUUACAAAAUUCAGCAGUUCACCUCACCUGGCUCUGGUUCAUGUGUAUAUCCGGCCACAACCACAACCAGUUUCAAUUCACCAACAUUGACUCCACCCACUACGACCAAUUCACCUGGAUCUACAACCUAUGGGUCAGAUGUCCCCAUUACCAGCACUUCAUUUGCAGCAUCUGUUUCAAUAAGCUCUCUGCUACUCUUCACCUUGGUAUGCCUGCAUUGGUUGAUCCACCCAUAAAGUUUUGAUCAGUGCGACAACCUUCAAGUGAUCCAACGCCAUGGACCCUUUUCUGCUUAGAAAAGUUUGAAGACUUGGUUGAAGCAGGAAGCUUCUGUUUAGCACAAGCUAGAGCACCACACCCCAUCUUUGUUGAUUCAGUUUAGGGAAUUCAUGUUAGCUAAUUAUAUUGUUCAUGCAGAUAUUCCUUUCUGUAUUAUUGGAUAAGGUUAAAACAGAGAUAGAUGAAAAAUAAGAGUAAAUUUCAUGUCAGCCUCACUGUUGAUAAGGUCGGCAGUUUUACUUUU
This is a messenger RNA of Nymphaea colorata (pocket water lily), 1633 nucleotides long. RefSeq names its product PLASMODESMATA CALLOSE-BINDING PROTEIN 5-like. The record is from RefSeq and is a predicted model, not a curated record. Bases 536 to 1354 code for a protein of 272 amino acids. The transcript is spliced from 5 exons. NCBI's taxonomy places the organism in Eukaryota, Viridiplantae, Streptophyta, Magnoliopsida, Nymphaeales, Nymphaeaceae.